Molecule: messenger RNA, 726 nt
Organism: Helianthus annuus (common sunflower)
Lineage: Eukaryota; Viridiplantae; Streptophyta; Magnoliopsida; Asterales; Asteraceae
Product: calcium-binding protein KRP1
Exons: 1
Coding region: 244-594 (116 amino acids)
Molecular function (GO): calcium ion binding
Source: RefSeq, a predicted model, not a curated record
AACAAAACGACAACUCACUCAACUACCGUUCAUGAACCACCCCUCCCUCACACACCUUCGCCGUACCCGCAAGGCAAUUGCAGUCUAAUAAAGACUCUUAUCUGUCUUCUUAGCUUUUUCCCAGUUGUCCUCUAUUGUUUUCCCGCUAUAUAAUCCGUUCAUCAUGGUAUCAUCUAACAUAUCAUCAUCAUCAUCAUCAUCCCAUUUUCAAUCAUUCAACUUAUUUUUUCUAUUAAAGUACUGAUGGCGUUGAACAACCAAUCUGAGUUUCAAGAUUACUUGCCGAUGAUGGCUGAGAAGUUGGGUGGGGAUGGUUUGAUCGGAGAGUUAUGCAACGGGUUUAAUUUACUUGUGGAUGCUGAUAAAGGUGUGAUCACCUUUGACAGCCUCAAGAAGAACUCAGCACUUUUGGGUCUUGAAGGUUUGAAUGAUGAGGAUUUGUUGAGUAUGUUGAAAGAAGGCGAUUUCGAUGGUGAUGGAGCGCUUAAUCAGAUGGAGUUUUGUGUUCUUAUGUUUAGAUUAAGCCCUGAGUUGAUGGAAGAGUCACAGUUUUUGUUAGAAGAAGCUCUUGAGCAAGAGUUGAAUCGGUUUUAAUAUAGUCUCAUUUUUUUUCUGAUUUUUUUAUGAUAUUUUAUACAAGUUAUAACUCAUUAAUUUGUCAAAUUUGUUACUGAUUUACUGAGUGAUUGUUGAAUAAUGAAAAGUUGCUCUAUGAAUAUUAUAUAA